Molecule: messenger RNA, 333 nt
Organism: Protopolystoma xenopodis
Lineage: Eukaryota; Metazoa; Platyhelminthes; Monogenea; Polystomatidea; Polystomatidae
Source: the annotation of a GenBank genome assembly
AUGGAAAUGCAGCAUCUCUUUCGCAAACACAAUAUGCCAGUUCCACAACUGAAUUUCGAUACCCAACUGCAUCAACAACAGGUUCAAGUUCAAGCACCGAUGUACACUGACAUUCAACAAAUCACUCGGAUUCCAACUGCCCCAUGCACUUUGUCAGGCAGCAACUUCAUGUCAGCUAUCACCGGAGCUGCUGUUGCCGCAGAUGACGCUAUGCUUGAACCCACUUCACGACAAGCCAACGAAGCUGCCCGACGCCAGACAGACCGUGGUAGGCCACAUCAGGGUGAGAAAAGUCAUUCUUUUAUUUUAGCCUUAUUUGAAUAUAGUAUAUAA